GUCCGAUUGGAUAGAAGAUAAUGUUACAGGGUGACCGAUGCAGAGAUGUGUAUUUAACCCGCUCAGCCUUGUUCAGACCAGUGAAGACUGCCUCCUGAGUCAGAGGUUCAAGAUGAUUUCUUCAUCGUGUUUGGCGGGGGCACUCUUCUGUCUUGUGUUUCUCCCAGGCCUGCUGGAGGCCAAAUCUUUGCUGAAUGUCAUAAAGCAGGAACAGAUGGUCCCUGUAGGCGAUGUUAGCAUUGAUGCAGAGAAAGCAAAUGAUUUUCUGACUCACUCCAGACCAAAGCGCAAUGCGGACCCCCGGUGGUACAGAGGAAACCCAGACUUCCAGGCUUACUACAAAUACUACAGCAGCAUCGGACACACUGAGGGGCUCUAUGAGAUCGACAAGCUGCGGAUGCUCUACCAGCAGAUGAGGUACCUGGAGCACACCUAUGGCCCUGAUGCUUCCUAUUUCCAGAGCAAACUGGGAGUGCCUAUGAUCAUGUGUGACCCAGCCACAGACAAGAAGUGCAAAGUUGUCGCUCCUCCUCCUCCUCCUCCUCCACCGCCGAUGAAAGGGGUCCCAAGACCCACGGAGCCUCCAGCUCUUCCUAUUGCUCCAGCCAUUUCACAGGCUGAUGUGCUCUACCUGUGUAACCAAAAGGACCCCCUCUGCAAGCCUCACAUUGUCUACAUGCCCACAGGUGCAGUACCUGUGCUCUGUGACCCUCGGUACCACCCCCACUGCACUCCCCAGAAGGUUGCACCAGCUCCCGUGGCAGUGCCUCAACCACCUCCUCCUCCUAAGAAAUCUGGCCCACCUCCACCUCCCCCAGUGUUUGUCAAGAAGUCUCCCCCAGCUCACAUCCGCACCUUUAAGGGCAUGGAGUACGAUUGUGACCCCUACUGGGAUCCCGACUGCCUGAUUGAAAACCCACCCAGGCCCAUCAAAGGAAAGGUUGUGGUCCCGCCACCCCCACCCCCUCCAGUGGUGGAGGAAGAAGAGGAGGAACAUGUGGAGGAGCCAGCACCUCCUGCACCCAUUGAGAAGAAAGUAACCUACUACCCUCACCCUUACUACUACCAGCACCCUCUACCCUACGACCCCAGGGAUGAUCUGUACGAUCCAGCCCGCUUCCAGUACCCACGGCCUGCUGAUGCUGCUGACGAGCCUGCAGAGGAGAGCCAGUGAAACAUCCAGAGGGAACAAAACAGACUAUGAAAACAUCCAAGUUACACACUUUCACAUCUUUUAAAUGUAAUGUCAAUAAAACCAAUGUCUUAGCGCAUUUUUAGAUGCAGUGUAAUUACAUCGAUGACUCAAUGUGUAACUGUCAGUAUGUGAAAAAGCAAUUUUCUUUUUGACAAGAAUAAAUUGUAACAAAUCAGUUUUUCAUCAGCGA
This is a messenger RNA of Oreochromis aureus, 1385 nucleotides long. RefSeq names its product actinodin3 (gene and3). Lineage: Eukaryota; Metazoa; Chordata; Actinopteri; Cichliformes; Cichlidae. The record is from RefSeq and is a predicted model, not a curated record. The transcript has 5 exons. Bases 38 to 1174 code for a protein of 378 amino acids.